Messenger RNA from Nerophis ophidion (straightnose pipefish), 968 nucleotides. RefSeq names its product crystallin, gamma N2 (gene crygn2). Lineage: Eukaryota; Metazoa; Chordata; Actinopteri; Syngnathiformes; Syngnathidae. The coding region runs from base 375 to 926 and encodes 183 amino acids. The transcript has 6 exons. Gene Ontology annotation, biological process: visual perception; lens development in camera-type eye. The record is from RefSeq and is a predicted model, not a curated record. Gene Ontology annotation, molecular function: structural constituent of eye lens.
CACUCACCCAUCGUGGAAGACUUGUGGAAUUCGGCGGCAGGAAGGCGGGAGAAACGCAGCCACCUGACGACAACACACGCAGCUCACUCGAACCUUCAACUUCAUGUCCCAGAAUGCACUGCCUCGCCUUUGAAAGGAAGGCCCCGCCCGCCUGCUGAUGACAUCACUCGGAGCGCAGGCCUGACACGUGCACUUUCCAUUCAAAGGCGCUCACGGCGAGAAUGUGCGGACGCAUCAGGAUGGCAGGAAAGCGCAGAGUCGGCACGGCCUCCCUUUUGUUGUUUUUGUCCGCCUCUCCCGUAUAAAUUGAGGUGUCCAACUUUUUCCCGGUUACUGUGCGUGCGCUCGUGCUUGGACAACAUCCAGUGGACAACAUGUCGCAGUAUUCCGGAAAGAUCACCUUCUUCGAGGGGAAGUGCUUCACCGGCAGGAAGCUGGAGGUCAGAGGUGACUGCGACAACUUCCAGGAUCGUGGCUUCAUGAACAGAGUCAACUCCAUCCGCGUGGAGAGCGGCGCCUGGAUCUGCUUCGACCAUCCCGACUUCAAGGGCCAGCAGUACAUCCUGGAACACGGCGAGUACCCCGAGUUCCAGAGGUGGAACUCCCACAACGACCACAUGGGCUCCUGCAAGCCCGUCCGCAUGCACGGAGAACAUUAUCGCAUCGAGAUCUUUGAGGGCAGCAACUUCUCCGGCCAGAGCGUGGACAUCUGUGACGACUGUCCCUUCCUGCAGAGCCGCGGCCUGUCCAAGAACUGCAUCAACUCCGUCAAGGUGUACGGAGACGGCGCCUGGGUGAUGUACGAGGAGCCCAACUUCCGGGGCCGCAUGUACGUGGUGGAGCGCGGCCAGUACAGCAGUCACAACGAGUGGCAGGCCCAGAACCCAAACAUCCAGUCCAUCCGCCGAGUGGUCAACUACUUCUAGACGCAGACAACAACCAUUAAACUUUUUCUUUUCAAAUCCAAA